AUGAAUGCUGCUGAUCAAACAAUACUCCAUAAAGCAAUUAAAGAAAAUCUCAAAAUUCAAAUGAUGGAGUUUAAGCCAACUGAUUUUAAAUGUGGAGAUUGUGCUGGACCAUUCUCACUGGACACUGGCGAAAAGUCUUUAAAGAUUAUGAUUUCCAACUUCACUGGUGAAAUGAUGAAAUUGGAAAUAGAAGAAAAUGAGGUUACAAAACGGAUUCAAACUAUUGCAAGUCCCUUAUUGGCCAAUUGUGUUGUUUUAGAAACAGGAAAAAAUGUUCAAAUUUUGUUCACAAAAGACAUCGAAUCCACAGAACCACUGAGAGCAAUUUUAGUUGCUGACAUGAAUUACCGACUGGAACAGGAAAAACUUUCUGAAAAAGAAAAAAAAUACGAGUGUCCUAGAUGCCACAUGGCGAAAUUCAAUUCGCUUCCGAAUCUGAAAAUACACGAAGAGUUGUACUGUACUAAAAAGGAUGAUGCAAUCGUCAAACCAAUAGACAAUACAAACUUAGAAAGCCACCAGAAUCUAAUUUUGCUUCCACUAGCUUAUCAUGACUUGUUACAACAAAAUGCAGUUCAGGUCAUGGGCCCUUUGAAUUCGAUACUUCCGGUAGCGGUUAGCCGCAAAUCAGCAUUUGUCAACACAAAUCCUUUAUUCGUUCGAAAUAAAUUGAACUUGGAUAUUCCACAAAGUAUGAAUCUUUUUAAUCUUCCCCUUUCGGUUAACAUUCCUGUUGUGGACCUCGAUGAAAAAAUUCCGAGCACAUCCACUGCCAAAGAAUCAUCUACUUCUACUAUGGAAGCCAGAAUCCCUUCCAUAUCUCCCAGUUGUUCUCCAACUUCCAAAAGUUCAAGCAGCGAACCUUUUUAUCCGGACCGACCCUUUUCGUGUACCUGUGGAGUGUCUUUUUCAUCUCAAACUACUUAUGAUGCUCAUCGACAAUUAUACUGUAGUCAUACUGUACGUGAAUCAUCCACCAAUGCCGGACCAAAUCGCACGGAUUUUUCAAGGAAGGUACCGGAAAAAUGCACAAAGUGCGAUUUCGUGCCAGCUACACCCUCGCAGCUCUCAUUGCAUAUCCGAUCUUCGCAUCAAACGACGAAAACAUUUACUUGUUUAGUAUGUGGAUAUCGAGCGUUUAGUAUGAGAGGUGUACGAACUCAUAUGAGGUCACACCCAAGCGAGGACUCGCAAAGGUUCAAAGCGAACGAUGUAGAUGACACAUAA
Molecule: messenger RNA, 1227 nt
Organism: Caenorhabditis briggsae
Lineage: Eukaryota; Metazoa; Nematoda; Chromadorea; Rhabditida; Rhabditidae
Exons: 9
Coding region: 1-1227 (408 amino acids)
Biological process (GO): regulation of transcription by RNA polymerase II
Cellular component (GO): nucleus
Molecular function (GO): DNA-binding transcription factor activity, RNA polymerase II-specific; RNA polymerase II transcription regulatory region sequence-specific DNA binding
Source: RefSeq, a predicted model, not a curated record